GUAUUCCUUAUUCGACGAUGCACGAACUGCACGUCCAAUCGCGGAAUGAGGAACUGGACACUCUCUUUAUCGUGUAUCGCUUCUCGAGGAAAAACUAGUAUACAGUUUUCUCACGCUCCUAAAAAUCUGACCCGUUAUAUUUCGCCACAUUUCACAAGGACGUUUUGUUCUAAACUUGAUAAUGACGCCUCAUUCGCCCAGGCAAAAGACAAAGCAGACGACUCACCGGCUGCGACUGAAGGAUCAAACGAACUUGGCAAGAUACAACCAAAGAAACUACAGCUUGUCUUCACAUGUAAGGUUUGUCGUACACGGAGUAUGAAAAUGAUUACAAAACAAGUAUAUGAGAAUGGCGUUGUCAUAGUAACGUGUCCUGGAUGCGGAAAACACCACCUAAUUGCUGACAACCUCGGUUGGUUCAGUGACUUAGACGGGAAAAGAAAUAUUGAAGAAAUUCUGGCUGCAAAGGGAGAAAAAGUUAAACGUGUUGCAUCGUCAGAUGAACUGUACGAACUGACUCCAGAGGAUAUCAUUGGUGAGGAUCAGUCGAGAGAGAUGGAACAACAAGUGAAUAAACUGAUGAAGGAACAAGAUGAAAGUGAAAAAAAAAAAAAAUGAAUUGACUUAUAAAAACACAAAUAUUGACAAAAACAUCAUUAUUUCGCGAGGUGCAACUAUAUUGACAUUGUUUCAUGUUCGAUGCAAGUCCCAUGUGAUGUAUUACGCACAUCUUUUGCACACAUUGCCCAAAACGAUUGUGCUGUCAAUUUUGUCACCAUUUAAAAAACUAGCAUGUAGGCAAUAGAAAAUAUUGUCUAUUUGGUUCAAAAUUAUCAAAAAAAGUUAUAGAAAAUACAGUCAUACCUGAGAGGCCUACCUUUGUUCCACCUGCCUAUAGUGACUUUUAGGCAUUCCCAAUACGUAUGAGCAGCCUGUGUAUA
This is a messenger RNA of Saccoglossus kowalevskii, 941 nucleotides long. RefSeq lists its product as uncharacterized. NCBI's taxonomy places the organism in Eukaryota, Metazoa, Hemichordata, Enteropneusta, Harrimaniidae. The record is from RefSeq and is a predicted model, not a curated record. Gene Ontology annotation, cellular component: mitochondrion. Gene Ontology annotation, molecular function: zinc ion binding; protein-folding chaperone binding. Gene Ontology annotation, biological process: protein stabilization; protein folding; protein import into mitochondrial matrix.